GCCGCUUUAGCCGUCAUGGUGUCUCGGGACAAAGUGCACCCGGGCCCCAGGUACGUGGGCCUCUGGGACUUUGAGGCCCGGACAGACGAGGAGCUGAGCUUCCGGGCAGGGGACCUCUUCCACGUGGCCAGGAAGGAGGAGGACUGGUGGUGGGCCACCCGGCUGGACGCGGAGGGCGGGGCCCUGGCCGAGGGCUACGUGCCCCACAACUACCUGGCCGAGAUGGAGACAGUGGAGUCUGAGCUGUGGUUCUUUGGCAGCAUCUCCCGGUCGGAAGCUGUGCACCGGCUGCAGGCCGAGGGCAACGCACGAGGUGCCUUUUUGAUCAGGGUCAGCGAGAAGCCGGGGGCAGACUAUGUCCUCUCAGUGCGCGACGAGCAGGCCGUGCGGCACUACAAGGUCUGGCGGUGUGCUGGCCGGCUCCACCUCAGCGAAGCUGUGUCCUUCCCCAGCCUGGCCGAGCUCGUGAGCCACCACCGGGCGCACAGCCUGUCCCAUGGCCUGCAGCUGACUGUGCCCUGCAGGAAGCACGAGCCGGAGCCCCUGCCCCACUGCGCGGCCUGGGAGAGGCCUCGGGAGGAGUUCACGCUCUGCAGGAAGCUGGGGUCCGGCUACUUCGGGGAGGUCUUCGAAGGGCUCUGGAAAGACCAGGUCCGAGUGGCCAUUAAGGUGAUUGCCCGAGACGACCUCCUGCACCAGCACACGUUCCAGGCGGAGAUCCAGGCCAUGAAGAAGCUGCGGCACAAGCACAUCCUGGCGCUGUACGCCGUGGCGUCCGUGGGGGACCCCGUGUACAUCAUCACGGAGCUCAUGGCCAAGGGCAGCCUGCUGGAGCUCCUGCGGGAGUCCGAUGAGAAAACCCUGCCCGUUUUGGAGCUGAUGGACAUCGCCUCGCAGGUGGCCGAGGGCAUGUGCUACCUGGAGUCCCAGAAUUACAUCCACCGGGACCUGGCCGCUAGGAACAUCCUCGUGGGCGAGAACAACAUCUGCAAAGUGGGGGACUUCGGGCUGGCCAGGCUCAUCAAGGAGGACAUCUACCUCUCUCACGACCACAACAUCCCGUACAAGUGGACGGCCCCCGAGGCGCUCUCCAGGGGGCAUUACUCCGUCAAAUCUGACGUCUGGUCCUUUGGGGUGCUCCUCCACGAGAUUUUCAGCAGGGGUCAGAUGCCCUAUCCAGGCAUGUCCAACCACGAGGCCUUCGUGAGGGUGGACUCCGGCUACCGCAUGCCCUGCCCCUCCGAGUGCCCACCCACCGUGCACAAGCUGAUGCUCUCGUGCUGGCACAGGGACCCCGAGAAGAGGCCGGGCUUCAAAGCCCUUCGGGAGAAGCUGUCCAGCUUCACCAGGUACGAGAACCCGAUCUGAG
Molecule: messenger RNA, 1369 nt
Organism: Molossus molossus (Pallas's mastiff bat)
Lineage: Eukaryota; Metazoa; Chordata; Mammalia; Chiroptera; Molossidae
Gene: PTK6
Product: protein tyrosine kinase 6
Exons: 8
Coding region: 16-1368 (450 amino acids)
Biological process (GO): innate immune response; protein phosphorylation; cell surface receptor protein tyrosine kinase signaling pathway
Cellular component (GO): extrinsic component of cytoplasmic side of plasma membrane
Molecular function (GO): ATP binding; signaling receptor binding; non-membrane spanning protein tyrosine kinase activity
Source: RefSeq, a predicted model, not a curated record